GCACAGAGAUGGAUGCAGUACCAGAGAAUGUCACUACGGUGAAGACAUUUGUCCUGUCAGGCUUGACCACUAGCCACAGCACCGAACUGGCGCUCUUCGUUUUCUUCACAGCUAUCUACUCCCUGAUCCUAGUUGGCAACGUUCUCAUCGUCGUCACCAUCAUCUACGACCAACAUCUUCACACCCCCAUGUACUUCUUCCUCAGCAACCUCUCUUUCAUCGAUGUCUGCCAUUCUUCCGUGGUCAUGCCCAAAAUGCUCGCCGACUUCCUAGCGGAGACGAAGACCAUCUCCUUUGGGGAAUGCAUAGCCCAGAUGUUCUUCCUCCACCUCUUUGCUUGCACGGAGAUCUUCCUCCUCACCAUCAUGGCCUACGACCGCUACGCCGCCAUAUGCAAUCCCCUCCAUUACGGCACCAUCAUGAGCCGCCGGGUCUGCCUCCAGUUGGCUGUGGCCAUGUGGCUGGGUGGUUUGGUGCACUCCAUAGCCCUAACACUGUUGACGCUCAAUGUGCCCUACUGCGGCCCCAACAGCAUCGACAACUUCUUCUGCGACGUCCCUUUGGUCAUCAAACUGGCCUGCGCCAACACUUACGUCUUCGAAAUCCUCAUCGUCUCCAACUCGGGGGUGAUCUCGGUCGUCUGCUUUGUUGUUCUGGUGGUCUCCUACGUGGUCAUCCUCGUUUCCUUGAGGAACCGCUUCUCUGAAGGGCGGAGGAAGGCUCUGUCGACUUGCGCUGCUCACCUAACGGUGGUCACCUUAUUCCUGGGCCACUGCAUCUUCAUCUACCUCAGACCGGCCAAGAGUUUGGCUGCAGACAAGGUGGUUUCUAUCUUCUUCACGGCGGUCACACCCCUGCUCAACCCGGUCAUCUACACCCUGCGGAACGAGGACAUGCUGAAUGCCCUGAACAAGCUGCGAGGCCGACAGGUCAAUCUGGAAGGCAAAGGGCAUUAGGAGGAAGAGGGAUGAAAUGGUGCAUUCAUUCAUUCAUAAAAGUGCAAAGCUGCUUUAUUUCGAACAUCAUUUGCAAACUAGUAAGAAGGAACAGCUUUUGACCACAGUCAGCAAACAAUAUGUCAUAUCGAACUCGGGUAUACCCCAGAAUUCAGCAGUGGAUUUGAAACCUUGGUUUUACUGGAUUUAUUUCAGUGCAGGCUCCCUACUGAUCUUUGGAACUCCCUGACAUCAAGCAGGUACCUUCACUGUACUCUUUUCAACAUUU
Molecule: messenger RNA, 1224 nt
Organism: Podarcis raffonei (Aeolian wall lizard)
Lineage: Eukaryota; Metazoa; Chordata; Lepidosauria; Squamata; Lacertidae
Product: olfactory receptor 4E1-like
Exons: 1
Coding region: 9-956 (315 amino acids)
Biological process (GO): G protein-coupled receptor signaling pathway
Cellular component (GO): membrane
Molecular function (GO): G protein-coupled receptor activity; olfactory receptor activity
Source: RefSeq, a predicted model, not a curated record